Messenger RNA from Alternaria arborescens, 315 nucleotides. RefSeq lists its product as hypothetical. The coding region runs from base 1 to 315 and encodes 104 amino acids. The record is from RefSeq and is a predicted model, not a curated record. The transcript has a single exon. NCBI's taxonomy places the organism in Eukaryota, Fungi, Ascomycota, Dothideomycetes, Pleosporales, Pleosporaceae.
AUGAUCGCCUAUGGCACUGAUGUCUUCGACGACGUUCCCCACAGUUACGACCCAUCUCACAGUCAAGAUCUCGGCCCCUGCGACCUUCGGAUUCUCGCACACUGGCUCAACACUUACUAUCUCAAGGACGGAAGUCUUCGAACGAUUGAGGACCUACAGCCAGGAUUAAGUAAUGUGGUUGGCGUGCGCAUCAACUGCAAUGGCGACGUCGAUAUCGACGGUCGUCCUCGUUACGAGCCCAUAGAGCUUCCUGCCUUCCAUCGUAUCUUUGAACAAACAGCUACCGACGUUUCAAGCACAUCGAAAUCCCUCUGA